Marmota monax (woodchuck) is the source of this 1097-nucleotide messenger RNA. RefSeq names its product claudin domain containing 1 (gene Cldnd1). Bases 161 to 922 code for a protein of 253 amino acids. The record is from RefSeq and is a predicted model, not a curated record. The transcript has 6 exons. Gene Ontology annotation, cellular component: membrane. NCBI's taxonomy places the organism in Eukaryota, Metazoa, Chordata, Mammalia, Rodentia, Sciuridae.
CUGUAGGGAAGUGCGUCAGAGGAGGCGCGGGGAGAGUAGGGUGCUGUGGUCUCUGUUGAAGGGUGAAGCUGGCGGAGCAAGAGGAUGGGCGUAUGCAGGUGAUAGACUAGAGAACAAGACUUCUGUCUCCGUAGCAUCCUGGAGCAGUCUGAAUGCCAGAAUGGAUAACCGUUUUGCUACAGCGUUUGUAAUUGCUUGUGUGCUUAGCCUCAUUUCCACCAUCUACAUGGCAGCCUCAAUUGGCACGGACUUUUGGUAUGAAUAUCGAAGUCCAGUUCAAGAAAAUUCAAGUGAUUUGAAUAAAAGCCUCUGGGAAGACUUCAUUAAUGAUGAGGCAGAUGAAAAGACUUAUAAUGAUGCGCUUUUCCGAUAUAGUGGCACAGUAGGAUUAUGGAGACGGUGUAUCACUGUACCCAAAAACACACAUUGGUAUGCUCCACCAGAAAGGACAGAGUCAUUUGAUGUGGUGACAAAAUGCAUGAGUUUCACAUUAAAUGAGCAGUUCAUGGAGAAAUUUGUUGAUCCUGGAAACCACAAUAGUGGAAUUGAUCUACUUCGGACCUAUCUUUGGCGGUGUCAGUUCCUUUUACCUUUUGUUAGUUUAGGUUUGAUGUGCUUUGGAGCUUUGAUUGGACUUUGUGCUUGUAUAUGCCGAAGCUUGUAUCCCACAAUUGCCACAGGCAUUCUCCAUCUCCUUGCAGGUUUGUGUACACUGGGCACAGUAAGUUGUUUCGUUGCUGGAAUUAAACUACUCCACCAGAAACUAGAGCCGCCUGAGAAUGUGUCUGGUGAAUUUGGAUGGUCAUUCUGCCUGGCUUGCGUUUCUGCUCCUUUACAGUUCAUGGCUUCUGCUCUGUUCAUCUGGGCUGCUCACACCAACCGGAAAGAGUACACCUUAAUGAAGGCAUAUCGCGUGGCAUGAACAGGCCUGCUUUACAUUUGCUGUUUUAAUAUUUUUGAUAUCUAUGUUUUCCCUUGCAUCCCUCCCAAAUGUUUUAUUUUUUAUUUUUUUGUGGAUAUACCAUUUUAUCCUGAAAAUCCAUUUUAUUUAAAUACACACACAUGACUAAAUAUACAAUAAAUGCCACUAAAAUUUA